Messenger RNA from Ruditapes philippinarum (Manila clam), 1264 nucleotides. RefSeq names its product universal stress protein YxiE-like. The record is from RefSeq and is a predicted model, not a curated record. NCBI's taxonomy places the organism in Eukaryota, Metazoa, Mollusca, Bivalvia, Venerida, Veneridae. The coding region runs from base 92 to 598 and encodes 168 amino acids. The transcript has 4 exons.
UGAGAGUUUGCCUUGUCGUUCAUUUAAGGGCAUGAUUUAAUAUUUUACAGUGUUUCUUCAUUCAUACGAAAUAUAAAAAAUUGAACAAAAAAUGGCUGACGGAGAAACUAGAAUAAUGAUUUGCAUGGAUGGAAGCAGAUUCUGUGACUAUGCCUUUGAUUGGUACCUAGAAAACAUCAAGAAACCAAAGGACUAUGUCAUUCUGUUUCACAGCGUAGAAUUCCAUACACUAACUACAAUGCAUAUGGAAGUCGGAAGUGUUGCAGCAUAUGCAAGAAGUAUACAAGAAGAAAGACUUGAGGCUGAGAGAUACCUCCAACAGCUUAAAGGAAAGAUGGUUGCUGCAAACCUUCAUGGAAAGGUUAAGCAGACGACAGGCUCGCCUAGAACUGAAGUUACACGUGUAGCCGAGGAAGAGAAAGUCAACAUGAUUAUAAUGGGUACACGUGGUAUGGGAAAGGUGAGGCGCACCCUUCUUGGUAGCGUUAGUGAUCACGUGCUCCAUCAUUCGCACGUGCCAGUCAUUAUCUGCAGACAUAAAGACGACCAUCACCAGCAUCAUCACGGGCAACACGCUGAAAAGGAUGUUAAAAUGUAGAACUAAAUGAAUGAAUUUAGAGUAAACUCUUAAAGAUAUAGCUUUAAAGUGGCCUUCAGUUUUUAUAUUUUGUUUGAAAAAAACUAAGUAUUUCAGUAACUUUAUCUGGGAAAAGUGCAUCAUAUCACACGGUAUGCCUUUUUCAUCACAGUGUCUCGAGAGCUAUUUUUAACACGUCAGUGACGUUCGUUUCUAAAAAUAGAAGGUAGGGAAAUACUAAUUUGCAUAUGUCACAUAUAGAGAGCGGAGGCAUCGAGUGGUUUAUUUGUUGUUUGUGUAUAUUAUCGACUUUUCACCUUAAUUAUUUUGAUCUGACAAUUAUUAAUGAAACGAUUUAUCUAAAAAUUUGAGAAAAGCUGAAGGCCGCUUUAAAUGUCAAAAUGUAUAAAGUUAACUUGUAUCGGCUAUUGUGAAAACAUAUAAGUAAUAUUUUACAAAUGACACAUUACGUGACAUAAGUAUCAUAGAUUCCAUCAUGUCAAUACUAUCCCCACAUUUUCUUCAAUCUUUCUUGGAAAGAACGAUACGUUAUGUAUGUUGAUUAUAAAUGAAAUGUUAUCAUAGUUUAUUUGUUGAAUUACAUUUGUAUUGUAUGAUGUAUAUGUUAACAUUUUUUGUACCCAAAUAAAGCAUAUAUUUAGAAUAUAACUUGCAAACCAAACAAAA